Molecule: messenger RNA, 2100 nt
Organism: Phalaenopsis equestris
Lineage: Eukaryota; Viridiplantae; Streptophyta; Magnoliopsida; Asparagales; Orchidaceae
Product: SCY1-like protein 2
Biological process (GO): protein phosphorylation
Molecular function (GO): ATP binding; protein kinase activity
Source: RefSeq, a predicted model, not a curated record
AACAUGAAGAGCCUGACGCAGGCGCUGGCAAAGACUGCCGCCGUGAUCGAGAAGACGGUUCAGACCACAGUGCAGGAGGUGACGGGACCGCGUCCUCUCCAGGACUAUGAUCUUCUCGAUCAGAUCGGAUCCGGAGGCCCGGGUCUCGCGUGGAAGCUCUACGCCGCGCGGCCUCGAUCUUCUGCACCGUCCACGCAGUACCCUGUCGUAUGCGUCUGGCUCCUGGACAAGCGCGCGCUCUCCGAGACCCGCACCCGCGCCGGACUCACUAGGGCUACCGAGGAUAGCUUCCUCGACGUUAUCCGUGCCGACGCCUCGCGUUUACUGCGAAUCCGUCACCCGGGAGUCGUCCAUGUCGUGCAGGCCCUUGACGAGAGCAAGAAUGCCAUGGCUAUGGUCACUGAGCCGCUUUUCGCCUCCGUAGCCAAUACUAUUGCUCAACUGGACAACAUUCCCAAGGUUCCCGCGGAGCUCAAGGGCAUGGUAAUGGGGUUGUUGGAGAUCAAACAUGGGUUGCUGCAGAUUGCAGAAUCAUUAGAUUUUCUCCAUAAUAAUGCUCAUCUUAUUCAUCGAGCUAUCUCCCCAGAGACUGUGUUCAUUACUUCUACUGGAGCUUGGAAGCUAGGUGGGUUUGGUUUUGCAAUACCUAUUGAUCAAGCCUCUAGCGACUUGACAGAAACACAGACUUUUCACUAUCCGGAAUAUGAUGUCGAGGAUUCCAUUUUACCACUCCAGCCUUCUCUCAAUUAUACUGCUCCAGAAUUGGUUCGGAGCAAGUCUAGCACGGUUGGAACUUCUGCUGAUAUUUUCAGCUUUGCAUGUCUUGCUUACCAUCUGAUUGCUCGAAAGCCACUAUUGGAUUGCCAUAACAAUGUUAAGAUGUAUAUGAAUAGCUUGUCAUACUUAUCCAGUGAGUCAUUCUCGCCAAUUCCCUCAGAGCUUAUUGUUGAUAUCCAAAGAAUGCUGUCAACUAAUGUGUCUUCAAGGCCUAGUGCAAUGGAAUUAACCGGUUCUUCUUUUUUCCGUGAUGACACUAGGUUGCGUGCUCUUCGAUUUUUAGAUCACAUGCUUGAAAGAGAUAAUAUGCAGAAAACUGAGUUUUUGAAGGCAUUAUCAGAUAUGUGGAAAGAUUUUGAUGCUCGCAUUUUGAGAUACAAGGUUCUUCCACCUCUUUGUGCAGAGCUUAGGAACAUGGUCAUGCAACCUAUGAUUUUACCGAUGGUUCUUACAAUAGCAAAAUCUCAGGAUAAAAAUGAUUUUGAGCUUUCAACGUUACCUGCAUUAGUUCCUGUGCUGACUUCUGCAUCUGGCGAAACACUACUACUCCUUGUGAAGCAUGCUGAUCUACUUGUUGACAAGGCUACUCAGGAGUAUUUAUUAUCCCAUGUUCUUCCAUUACUUGUUCGAGCUUAUGAUGAUAGUGAUACUCGCAUACAAGAGGAGGUUUUAAGGAGAACUUUACCCUUAGCAAGGCAGCUUGAAAUGCAGCUAGUGAAGCAAGCUAUCUUGCCCCGUGUUCAUGGUUUAGCUCUACGGACAACAGUUGCAGCAGUGAGAGUGAAUGCUCUUCGUUGCUUGGGUGAUUUGGUUCCAGCUCUUGACAAAAUAGCUGUGUUGGACAUUUUGCAAACUAUGCAACGUUGCACUGCUGUGGACCGCUCUGCACCAACUCUAAUGUGUACUCUUGGAGUUUCCCAUGCAAUUUAUAAACAGUUUGGUUUAGAAUUUGCUGCGGAGCAUGUUCUUCCCCAGGUUUUCCCACUUCUUAUGGCACAGCAGUUAAGCGUUCAACAAUUUGCCAAGUAUAUGCUUUUCGUCAAGGAUAUCUUGAGAAAGAUUGAAGAAAAGCGAGGCGUGACUUUAACCGAGCAUGGAAGUUCGGAGGCAAGAGACUCUCCUUCAUUGUCAAACGAACUCCAUUCCGAGCCAUAUCAGAAACAAGCCGGACCCAUUCAGUCUGCGAAGAAGACGACUUCAUGGGACGAAGAUUGGGGUCUUAUAAACGGGCGUAAUGCCGCAGCUCCUAAUCCUCUAGCAUCCAAUUCGACAUCUAACGCCCCCAAACCCUUCGUCUCUUUUCAUUCCCCAAGCAUCGGCUAA